Molecule: messenger RNA, 1866 nt
Organism: Exophiala bonariae
Lineage: Eukaryota; Fungi; Ascomycota; Eurotiomycetes; Chaetothyriales; Herpotrichiellaceae
Exons: 4
Coding region: 1-1866 (621 amino acids)
Biological process (GO): regulation of DNA-templated transcription; DNA-templated transcription
Molecular function (GO): zinc ion binding; DNA-binding transcription factor activity, RNA polymerase II-specific; DNA binding
Source: RefSeq, a predicted model, not a curated record
AUGAAUCAUUCUCUGAAAGAUCGAGCCCGGCUGGUGUGCGUCCAAUGCCACGAGCGAAAGAUACGAUGCAACUUGCAGGAGAGCAAUACUAAUGUUUGCACCAAUUGCUCUCGAUUACACCUCUCUUGUGUCCGCCGUGAGGGUGUUAGGAAAAGGAAAAAAUCACCAAGAAGGCAGAAUCGGGCCGACGGUUCAAGCACCCCGUUCCUGGAUGCUUCCGACCUCGCAGUAACAGGAGCAUUGCCUUCUCCUUCAUUGACAAAUCUACAACAAGGCCUCAUGCCAUCUUCGACAACUCGCCGGAGUAUCAAUGAACAGGAGUUUGCUUACCUGGCAGAACACUCGGUGUUGAAUACAAGUGCUUCUUCUACCACAUCCAGAAAUAUCUCGGUCAAAUCGCCCUCAAAUGUCUCCGAUGGUAUUAUGAAGCUUAGAGCUGCUGUUCUCAAAGCUUCUGAGGCAGAUGUGCUCCCAAAACAACCUCUCCGUCGUGCUUUGAUUGAUUCAUUUUUCUGCAACAUUGGCCACGCUAUCCCUAUCAUCAGUCGGUCGGAAGUUUGUGAGCCGGACUCGUCCAUCCUACUCCAGCAGGUUGUUUGCCUUGCUGGAAAUUUGACGCGGCAUCCCCAUCCACAAUAUAGUCUUUUCCAAGAACAGUUGUAUCAGAAAAUCAAGUUGUUGAUCGCCAUGAAUGUGGAACCAAACAUGUUGAUUGUGUUAAAGGCGAAGACUCUAUUGACUUUGUGGAGCCCAGAUUCAUCAAAUGUUGUAAGCCUCGAUUCGCCGUGGCACGCAGGUGGGUCUGCGGUGAGACUUGCCCAACAGAUGGGUUUACAUCGCCAUUCAACGUAUUCUGGUAGAGCUGAUGCAGGUUGUCGACGUCGGAUAUGGUGGGCGCUUUAUGCAUCGGAUCGGGCUCAAUCUCUCAUGUACGGCCGACCACCAAGCCUAACUUUUGACUCCUUUGAUGUGCCCUUCUUGACUAUUGAGGACUUCGAAGAGGACAACCUAAAUGCCAGAAUCUUUAUGGCUGACACCUCGUUGUGUCACAUUGAAGGUGAAAUCGCCACUUCAAUGUCGAGGACCCCCCCGUCUGCUCUAGAUCAUCCAAGAGUCAUUUCAUUACUCUCCGAUUGGAUAGGUAGCCUUCAUAAGACUCUGAGGCUUCACGAUGACGAAGGAUCGAAGGUUGACUACCACUUUGGGCUUCAUGAGCUUUACAUCGAGUAUCUGGGGACAGUCAUUCUAGCGUCCUCACUGACUCACGAGAACAAACAGUGCCUUUACUCUGUCUCGUCUAUCAUUGCAGCUUCAAGUAUGACCGACAUAUACGAAGAAAUUCUAUGUCGCGAACACGCAUCGUUCUUGGGCUCAAUUCAUGGUUUUUGGUGCAUGGUUGCAGCCCUCCCGCUGCUUUACUGCAUUCCUGAAUCCGACGCAGUCGAGUCUCGCCGCAAAGAGAGUCUUGAUGUGCUCCGUUCGAUUCUUGACGUACUGCGCAGUAAGUUCGGAGUUGCGGAGACGGUUGCUCAGAAGGUCUCGGCUUUGACUAGUGAACGCCAAAACUUACUGCGGGAACAUAUGCUUGAAGGCGACAACAGGUCCGAGUCUCACCCAGAUGCCAGAACGAAUCAGCAGCAGAUCUCAGAUCUAGAAGCGCUCUUCAUCAAUGUACGAAACUGGUAUCCCCAUAUUGACCAGCUUCUUUCUGACUGUGGUAUAAUCCGAAUCGCCAACCCAGAAUGUGAAGGCUUCGAGACUGGAGGAAUUUAUUCGCUGUAUGAUGCAUUGGGCUCCUCUGCUUUCACUGACACCCUGUUUGAUGACAUUUAUCUGGACGACAACUACGGCACAAACUUUUUCUGA